Messenger RNA from Styela clava, 3779 nucleotides. RefSeq lists its product as uncharacterized. Gene Ontology annotation, cellular component: SCF ubiquitin ligase complex. Lineage: Eukaryota; Metazoa; Chordata; Ascidiacea; Stolidobranchia; Styelidae. Gene Ontology annotation, biological process: SCF-dependent proteasomal ubiquitin-dependent protein catabolic process. The record is from RefSeq and is a predicted model, not a curated record. Gene Ontology annotation, molecular function: protein binding.
UAGAUAAUAUAUUAUGACGCCAUAAUAUGCCUUUCACGGUUGCGUAAAAAUGCGAUAUGACGUCUGAAUGAAAUUUUAAAUUAAGCGACGCUUAAUAACAUAAGUUACAUGAUAUGUUAUGACCAGGUAUAUGACAUGUGAUAUGUCACCUGACAGACGACGCUAGUCGUUUUCAUGUUGUAAACGCUAUCUGUUCCUGGCUCAAUAAAAAGUGUAGAAAUGCGGUAUCAUCAUUUCGAUAUGUGCCCGUUAUGAAAAUUGAUAUUGAACGAUUGAACUAAUUUAUUGAAACUGGAUCGCAAGGGAUGAUGGAUAAUUUGCCGAUUGAGAUUUGGUCAGAAAUAUUGAAGUAUUUGAAUCUUGCGGAUCGUAGAGAGUGUGCACUGGUUUGUAAAAAAUUUUAUGAAGCAAGUUUGGAUCCAGAUCUACAUUGGAAAUCUACCUAUAUUUUUGAUGCACAGGCAUUAUUACCACAAGAUGAAUUCACUGAAGCUGCUUUUGACAACCAAAUUUAUUGCAAAUCACCAAAUCUUUACAUUAAUGGCUUGGAUGAGAACAUCAAUGUGAAGCCUCUGCUCAACCCUCAAAAUGGACAUAUGUCCCUUCUUGGACCUCAUGUUGUACGUCUUUCUCUGAAAGGCUCAUCUAUUCUAGAAAGCAGUUUCGUUGAAAUAUUGAAUAAGUGCGACUCUCUUGAGUCUCUGGACAUAACAAGUUGCAAUGCAAUGUUUAUGUCAGGAUCGUUCUUAGCUCAAUCUGAUCGACACUUCGUUGUUGCAAAAGUUUUAGAAAAAACUGUGGAUUUGAACUUGUCAUCGAUAAGAUAUAUGAAUGAUGAUAUUUUAAAAAAGUUUUAUUCUUUGUGCCCGAGUUUGUCUUCAAUCAAAUUAGCAUGUUGCAAUAUUUUAUUCAGUGAAUUUGGAAGCACUCAACGAUUUGCAUUAACAUUCCCUUGUAUUGUACAAUUGGCAUCUGUACAGUGUUCAACUCUAACUCGAAUUGAUUUGAGUCGUACUGGAAUCACAAAUUUUGCUUUGGCAAAAUUAUCUUCCAUUAAAGGGUUGAAACUAAAAGAAGUUGUGCUCAAGAAUUGUCGAGAACUGGGUGAUGCUGGAGUAAGUUCAUUAGCUAAGCAACAGCCAGAUUUGAGAGUUAUUGAUAUUCGUAGUUGCUGUGAAGUUGGUAAUGCAGGUGUUUCAGCAAUUUGUACCUCCUCUCAUAAUUUGAGGGAGUUGUAUCUCGCUAAGUGCAGAAAGGUAACAGACAUAUCAGCAUCAAAGAUUUCAUUUUUGGAAAAGUUAGAAAUUCUUGAUAUAUCUGAAUGUUAUGAUAUAACCACGACAAGUAUUUCUGUAAUUCUGACUCUGCUUACAGCACUUUCUACCUUGAUUGCAAAUGGGUGUAAUUUUGCAAAGUUUCAUACCUGGAUAUCUAAAAACCAGCAACAGAAUGAAAUCAGUGAGAAAAAAGUUCCACUGAGUCUUAUUCCAAAAGAUUGCUUCCAGUAUUUAAACCUCACUAAACUGAGCAUCAAUUCUGGAAAACAUGUAACAGAUUUAACUAUUCAGAGCAUAUUUGUGUAUCUCACAAAUCUUAAACAACUAUCCUUAUCCUGGUGCCACUAUAUCACUGACAGAGGAUUGCUUGGACUCAACAUUACUAUAACUGAUGGAAUGACUUUUCCAAACGUUAAAGACACAGAAGCUCACAUACUCAGUACAGGAAGAUAUUCGAGAAACCAUAGUCGUAUUGGGUUUUUAGGCAGCCCUGGUGCAGAGUAUAUUAGCUAUGUUGAUUGGAGUGAAGUUGACGUUAAGUCAAGUUUACCAGAAAGAGGGAUUACAAGAUUGAGAAAGCUGCAACGUCUGUCGAUGUCCAAUUGCCCUAAUGUUACUGAUGAGAGUCUCGUCAGAAUAUUUUGUGUGGGUCAACCAGUAUUUCCUAAGAUGGAACAUCUUGAAUUGAAUAUGAUGCAGAGAUCAAUAACAAAUGAUGUUGUUAAUGGGAUUACUAUUGGAUGUCCCCUGCUUACAUAUCUUGCCAUGUCAGGAUCUAAUAUUUCUAAUGAUGGUGUAGCUGGCAUAACACAACGUCUCCAUCGUUUAGAAAAACUUGAUCUGUCCAACUGUGACAAUAUUACUCCAAAAUUCUUUCAUGGACUAAUCAAAAACAACAGAUGGUUGAGAGAAUUGGACAUAUCAUCAUGUAAACAAAUUCCAGAAUCAUCUGCAGAUAAACUGAAAAAGUCUCUUCCAUUACUUGCUCGUGUUCACACUCGCUAUUCUGGUGUAUAAAAUGUGUCAGUUUUUUUGCUUUGAAGGGCUUUCCUUUUCACUCAAGAAUAACAAAACAUAUAUAGUUAUGCAAAUAGGCUGGGGCGCUUACAUGGGUUGGGUUGGAAAACCUGUUGACAUGUUCAAUCGAGAAUUAUUCCAAUGAACUGAAUACUAUCUAUCCCUGGGUAUUGCUCUACCAUCCUUUGUUGUCAGUAGUCUUCAUGUUGAUUUACUUGUGUUACUGCCAUUGUGUCAAAAAUUGUCGACCUGAUUUUAACAUCUUGUUCUUACUUUAUACCAAUUCGGUUUGCUUUGUAUAAGUCUGACCUGUACAUGUCAGUGUAAAGUGAAUUUCAUGCUUUUGUUUGAAAUUCUGUGAAGUAUUGAUCCAAGGGUCUACCCAUGUCUCAUACUUAAACUAUAUUUGAAGUUUUGGCAACAUUCCUGAAUUUGUGUAUUGUCAUAUUUUUACCAAUGCGGAGUUCAAAAUUAAUUAUCCUAUUUAUCAUUUACUCAUCAAAUAAUCCAACUGUUUCUGUUACCCAUUCGAAAUAUGGUAGUCGGUCUCACCCUGACUCUGGGAGUAAACUCCAUUCUUUCCCUUCUUACACCCUGCCUCGAACAUGCAUUCCUUUUCUGACUAGAAUAAUAUGCAACGAUUUUUAUCGGUACGUAUAUAUAUAUAUAUCAUAUUCAUAUAUUUCUUUGUAAUGUUGCAUUAUCACAAAAUUUCAAAAUGCUGUAUAUAUAUCAUAGUACAUAAUAUAAUUAUAAAUAUUGAUUGAAAAAAUAUGCUACGAAUGCAAAUUUUUGUUUGAAAUGUGGAGGGGGAGGUAGGUUCUAAAGCGAUUGUUACACUAAUUGAGCGGUAUCAAAAUCUACUGGCGGGUAUUCUCAAAUAGAAAUUUAAUUGGGCAUUCAUGGGCAAUAAAUUGGAAGAAUGUGAACCAGUCGGCGAGAGCUAAUUUUACCUUAAUCUGAGUGGAGCUUGUGAUAAAACGUUUCGGAUUGUAACUUGAAAUACAAGUUUCAAGUCCCCACGAAGGUAUCUCAGACUGAAGUUAAGCCAAGAGCGCAUAUAGUCGGAAUAAAUAAAAAUCACGGGACAGUUGUGAAGAGUCGACUGCACGCUUGUGAAAUUUGUUCUUUUGCCUUGCAUCGGCAACUCCAAUACAACAAAAUUAUUACUAUUUAGAUUUUUUGUUCAACAGAAGUGCAUCUUAAUUUUUCACUUGGAUAAAUAAACGAGCAUAAUUACUAGUCGACAAUAAGCAAAGGCACUAAUAUACACUUUAACAAAUUGACCCAGUCUGAAUCGCUUUCAAGAAUAUAUACGGCAUGCGAUAAAGUCAAGACCAAUUGCACUUAUUAACAUAAUGAAAUGUAAAAAAAGUAGUAGAAAAUGUAAGUGGAAAUAAAUAUGUGCAAUACUGAUAAAUUCACUAGUUUUCAAACAUAUUUCAUAUUUAUUGUAUGUGACUGAAAUGACGAUCAAAAUAAAAA